AUGCGGCUGCGCCUCGUCACCUCCGCCUCCCUAGGUUUGGCCGUCUUUGGCGGUUUGGCUUCUGGCGAGCAGUCAGAACCAUGGAAUCUGACACUCAACGGCGCCCCGCGCCACCACCUCGACCCCGUGCUUCCGAUCCUUGACAUCGAGGAGCAGUACAUUCGAAGCCAGACUGAUGGCGGCGUCACGACCUUGGGCAGCACUGAUCUCCAGUGCAGCGCCAGUAACCCCUGCCCCCAUGGCAGCUGUUGCAAUCUUCAAGGUCAAUGCGGCUACCGCGCCGAGCACUGCGAGAAGUCUUGCGUUGCCAACUGCGAUGCCAAGGCGCCUUGCGGUAUCAACAGCAAAAAUGGCUCUCAGUCGUGCCCACUGAACGUCUGCUGCUCGCACUUCGGCUUCUGCGGCGCCAGCAAGUUCUUCUGCCGUGACUCCACCGCCUCUGGUGAGAGCACACCGUGCCAGAAAGGCUUUGGCAAGUGCGGCACUGUCUCGACCGAGGCCACUCCAUCAUGUGGCAAGGUCAGUGGUACCGCCUCACGCAGGGUCGCGUACUACGAGGGCUGGAAUACUCGUCGCCGCCCAUGCGACAAGGUCUGGCCUGCUGACAUCGACACGACUGGCCUUACGCAGAUCAUCUUCUCGUUCGCGACCAUCGAUCCCAAGACCUUUGCUGUUGGCCCCAUGCACCCAGAGGACGAGAAGCUGUACGCACAAUUCCUAGGUCUCCAGGAUGGGUCGCAGAAGUGGAUUGGCAUUGGUGGAUGGGAAUUCUCUGAUGCCGGUGCCACGCAACACACCUGGUCGCGGAUGGCGAGCUCCAAGGCCAACCGCAGCGCUUUCAUCUCCUCACUACUUGACUUCCUCAAGAAGUGGGACUUUUCAGGUGUCGACAUCGACUGGGAGUGGCCUGGCGCGGAGAGCCGCGGCGGCAACCCUGCCAUUGACAAGCAGAACCAGAUUGAUCUCAUGAAGGAUCUGCGCGAGGCUCUGGGCUCACGUGGUCUGUCUGUCGUCCUUCCCGCGCAGUAUGGGUACCUGAAGAACCUUGAUCCCAAGGCUCUCGAGGGCUCGGUCGACGCUUUCAACGUCUUGUCGUACGAUCUCCACGGUCCUUGGGACUCGUCUGUACCCGGCCUCGGCCCCUUCGCAAAGCCCCAUACCGAUCUGAGGGAAAUCGAUGCGGCUCUCGAGCUUCUCUGGUCCACCGACUUGACUCCCUCCAAGGUCAACCUUGGUAUCGCUAACUACGGCCGUGGAUACAUCCUCGCAGAUGCCAGUUGCGCACACCUCAACUGCACAUGGACUGGUCCCUCCAAGGCCGGCCAGUGUACCGAGCUCGACGGUAUCCUGUCGCAGUGCGAGAUACAGCGCGCCAUCAGCAAGAACAACCUGAAGCCGAAGCUAAUUGAAGGUGCCGACAUCAAGCAAAUCGUAUUUGACGGGCAGUGGUUUGGUUACGACGACAGCGAGACACUCGGCCUCAAGCUCGAGCUUGCAAACAAUCGCUGCCUCGGAGGUACCACGCUCUGGGCCAUUGACUACGCUUCCUGCACUGGUGACGGCCCUAUCGGACCAGUUGGACCACAGCAUAGCUCUGAUCCGCCUUCGCCUUCUGCUCCUCUUAUUUCUGUCGCUCCUCCGCCUGCCUCCAACACUGUUCCAUCAUCUGCACAGUCAAUACCGCCGUCAGCGCCCGUAGUGUCUUCGAUCUCAGCAAGAUCCUCAAAGCCUGCAGCGUCCUCGACUGCCUCCAGCGCUUCUGCGAAGCCUCCAGCGCCGGUGCCAUCGUCAGGCCCAGCUUCAUCAGCCCUAGCGUCAUCAGCCCCAGCGCCAUCGUCAGCGCCCGCAGUGUCUUCGGCUCCGGCAACAUCUUCCAUGUCCGUUGCAUCGUCAACUGCGCCCAGCGCAUCGGAGAAGCCUCCAGCACCGGUGCCGUCAUCAGGCCCAGUAUCUCCAGCGUCAGCGACCUCUUCCAGCACGAGUACUCUCUCGAUGCCCGCACCAUCAACACCAGCGACGUCCUGGGCGUCGUCUCAGUCUUCACAAGCUGCAUCCUCGGCACCUGCUGUCACUCCUUCAACUGCCUCCGAGGCCGAGUCUUCUGGAGUGCCGACGCCUGUUUUUCCCGUCGUACCUUCAGUGGGGUUGUCAGUUCCGGAAUCGUUGGUCGCUGAAGAUUCCACAUCAGCGCCCUCGAUGUCGAAGUCUUCUGCACCAGCGUCAUCAUCAGCGUCGAGCGCGGCCUCAACUACCAGCGCCUCCGGUUCAAGUUCAGUGGUAUCAUCGAGCGCUGCAAUGUCGCAGGAAGUCCCGACUGGAUGGUCUCCAACAUCUUCAAGCUCUGUUGAUGUCUCGUGGUCUCUCAUCUACCCGUCCUCUACUACUAGUAGUCAUUCAUUUGCAGCACCCUGGCCAAUGAUCUCCGGCGGAACGGAGUCUUCGAAGACAUCUUCAUGGUCAUAUUUGACUAUACCGUCAAGUCAAUUAAUGACGUUGGGUAAUUCGCAGACGUCGGAGACCUCUCAGUGGUCCAUCACCGCGACCAUUUCAAGUGACUCCUCUGCAGUGCCUUGGCCAGCCAUUUCCAGCAGAACGGAGUCUUCCAAGACAUACUCGUGGAGCCAGUCGACGACAUCGGGCACCACUUUCCCUCGUCCCGCUUUGACGUCUGGCCAGGAUCACACCACGUACACCACCGAGGGUAGCAUUACUACGGCAACGCAAUCUGCGAUCGGCACCAAGACCGGUGGCACUACCUACGUAGGUUCAGCACAGCCUAUCACGACAUCCGGGCCAGAUCUCACUAUUAGGUUCGGCGUUCUCUGCCCUCCAUGUGAAGGUGAGGAGUGGUGCCGCUUUUGGGGUAAGAUGACGAUUGGCGAACUUCCUGAGUUUCCUCCUGUUGCGUGUUUCGAAUGGGGCAAUCAAUGGUGUCCCGAUUGUUGGCCCAAGCCUGCUGAGUACCACGUGAAAUUUUGCCCCUGGUUCUGCUGGAUCUUGGAAUGGUGCCACCCAAUCUGUCUAGGUGACAUCCCAGACGAGAUCCCGGAGGAGGGAACUGACCUCCACUGGUUUACGAGCUGGUGGUGGGAGCUUCCUGUCCCCGACUGCGUGCCAACGGACUGCACAGCGGAGUGUCGUGAUUGGUUCGGUAUUUCUCUCGCGUUGUUUAACAAUUCUCUCUGCGCUUGCGCUCCUCGCACGUGCACAAAGGGCGAGGAGAAUAAGCGCAAGACUGCGGAGAAAGAGGGCAAGAAGUGCCAGCUUCUAGGAUGUGGCUGUGGCUUCAUGGGUCUUCCGAUCAUCUGUGAUGGCGACUUCCCCAUCAAUUGGAAUCUCCUCUUUCCUAUCAGUUUCUUCGGUCCCGACCCUUGCUAUUGGUUUGGUUGUCUUCCACCAAUCGAUGGGCCGAACCCUCCUGGCGCAGUCGUGGGCAACCAGUGCGGCGUACUUGGCUGCAACGGCUAUUGCUACGAUUUUCCUGACAACAAGGGCUGCGACCCUUGCCCACCUGCCCUUUGUAACGGCCCGCAGUGCACUCUGCCUGGCGGCUGCGGCCCUAAGCCUGGUCCCGAUCCUACACCUGUGUUGGCCCGAAAGCCGCCCAAAUGCGAAGAGAAGGAUAAGACCACAGUCACCGAGCGGAUGAUUUCUUGUUUUGAGAACCUCAAGUUGGAACCUACCACGGUAGCCUCUAUCAACUAUACGCAGACAGAAACCUUGACCUCAGCGUGCAUUACGUUUGAGGCGACUACCUCUGGCUGUGGUUUGCUGGGGAUUUCAAUGACAACCACGGUGAAAAGUAUUAUUACACCCGCGCCCUCACGAUCACGAAAGCCCGAUGAGUGCGACGAAGAUGAUAAGACUACGGUCACCAAGAAGGUGGUGUCCUGUUUCGAGAGCACCAAGUUGGCCCCAACUACGAUUGCGUGGAUGAACUACACGCAAACUGAGACCCUGACAUCCACCUGUACUACGUCUGAAGAAGUUUCUACCGGCUGCGGAAUCCUGGGCUACACGACGACGACAACGGAGUCCAGCUUCACGCGUACCAGUAGUGAAGCUCCGAUGUGCAGUCGCGCGCCGCUGGAUCUCAACAAUGAUGAAGGCGACAAUCCACAGCCUCCUCGUACCACCGAUGGUCCAACAUGUUCUCACGCGCCGCUGUCACUGGAAGAUGACGAGGGGGACAACGAGCAGCCUGAAAAAGGCCAUUCCUGUACCCGUGCGCCUCUAUCGCUCGACGAUGAUGAAGGCGACAAUUCGCAGCCAACCUCUUCGGACGCGCCUGCAUGCACACGUGCCCCUCUCUCGCUCGACGAUGACGAAGGAAAUAACGAAAUGCCUGACGAUCUGCUGUCCAGCAAUGGCACGAUCUCUUCGUCCACGAUUUCGCGAGUGCCGCCGCCCUCUACUUUGAGCGAGUCGACGACCGCUCCCUGGGGUACUGGAGUUCCCACAGGUACUCCAGGUUCCCACUGUUUAGAAUGCGACAAGCAUUUCAACGAAUGCCUCAAGAUGCGAUGUCUAGACGGCUCGGAUGCUGUGGAAUGUGCAAAGUUCUGUCUGACAGCGGUGUGCUAUGAUAGCACGAGUCCCGAUUACUGCAAGCAUGGUUCGUGUAGGCCCGCGGCUUGUCCUAAGGAGCCGCCUCACAACUUCGAAACAGCCGAUCCGGCAAUCGGAUUCACCACGGUCAUGUCCCUACCCAGUAGGACGCUCACGGUCACCGCAUAUCCAACCGGUAGCAUCGUGCCGAACUGUCCCAUUUGCGAUUUGGUCUUUGCGAAAUGCACGAAGGACGCUUGCGAGCAAGAUGGCUCAAAACCCGACGAUUGUGCCAAGCGCUGUCUAGCAUAUCUGUGCUACGGCGACCAUAACGCUCCGCUCUGCAAGACUGGUCCUUGUAGGCCUGCCGCAUGUCCCGACAGCAUACCUCGUGAGUUCGAGACAGCUCAACCGGCAAUGCCGUUCACUACGGUCUUGUCAUUCCCCGGCACCACGGUCACGGUCACUCCAACCCCAACAUACACUGAACCUGCCUUGGUGCACUCUGCUACUCCACGAUGCACCGAAGGCCAGAAGGUCUCGCCUCAUAGCAAGUGGACAGUAUUGUUUGAGCACAAGAUUCAGAGGCAACCUGAUCUUGCCACUCUGAAGUGGAAUUUGUGGGAUGAGUAUGGAUGUCACGCUGGCAAGGGUAUGUCUUCGAACAUCUUCCUCGGUCACAACAUCAGCGCGGGGAUUGGAGCCAUGGGACGCCCGCAGGAAGACAUGAUGGGUUACACGUUGCAUACGAAUGUCACCGAAUCAUUGAGUAUCUCCUCGUCUGAGAUCUACUUCCAGAUCUCUAAGCCCGUCGAGGGCUGUCAGCGGAUGUGCCAUACAGAGUGGAGGAUCAACACUCGCGAUGCGAGCAACCCCUGGGACAUCGUGAAUGACUGCGCCCAGCCUUGUGGCGUGCAAAAACUCAGCCCUGCCGAUGUCGUGUGCGAUGACGGUAGCAACAAGUGGCAAGACAAUGGCGGCAACCCUACCCGCAUCCGUGGAGGCUACUGCACGUUCCGCAUGCCAUUUGAUCCGGCCAACGAUGACGCGCCUCGACGUCCCCUUGCCUGGUUCCGUGACGGUCAAUGGACUUUAUCCAUCAUCCAGAAGAUGGAGUACGAGACUGCCUCGCUAGAAUGGUGGUUGAAGAAUCCACACGGAAAUGAUGCCGGGCACUUCUGGCAGAGCCUCUCCGAGGCAGAUGUCGUCAACAGCCUCAUCGAGACCUACCCCGAAACUCCGCGCGAGUCAAAGAUGCUAUACAAGAUGCUGCUGACGGUAUCGGAACCUCGGAACAAGGACAAGACCCUUGUGCAGCUCAAGUACCAGAACGCUAAAAACCCGCACUGCACGUACUGCACGAAGUGCAAUGGCAUUGGAAUGUUACCAAGCUGCCAGCCCAGCUACCGAACUGAGACUAACGACGAGGAGCUGCAAGCAAUGCUCGGCACAUGCCAUGCACCUGGGCUGAUGCUCUGUCCUACCGACAUGAUCGCCGACAAACGCACCUUCUCAUGUGACCCCUUGCUAGACAAGUUCUAUCCGGUCGGCGCAGGCUUUGAGCGCAAGUUUGAUUGUUGGUGGCCUAAUGAUUUCGACUACCCCUAUGGGUUGAAAGAUCCGCCUCCACAUCCACCCGGUCUUUGGGAGCAACCUAUCACGAACGGAGAUGGAGAUGGGUUCAAAGGGGCUGCUGGCGGUCUGGCUGUCGAUGGUGGUGCUAACGGGUCAUGGUCAAAUGCGACUUGGCGUUGA
This is a messenger RNA of Didymella exigua CBS 183.55, 6303 nucleotides long. RefSeq names its product glycoside hydrolase family 18 protein. NCBI's taxonomy places the organism in Eukaryota, Fungi, Ascomycota, Dothideomycetes, Pleosporales, Didymellaceae. Gene Ontology annotation, molecular function: chitin binding. Gene Ontology annotation, biological process: carbohydrate metabolic process. The coding region runs from base 1 to 6303 and encodes 2100 amino acids. The record is from RefSeq and is a predicted model, not a curated record. The transcript is spliced from 6 exons.